UGAACAUCAACAAUCACCAAUCUUGAAUCGAAAGCUUGAAAUGUGGCCCCGCGCUGCAUGACCGAGCGCGCACACAUGCAUCCGCGCACCAUCUGCUGCACGCCUUCGAGCUUUCCAACCAUCAUCAACUUGAUCAUCAGCUAUGCGUCUCUACCUCGAUGGGUAAACAAACGCCCACUCCAAUACUCACCACGCCUCUCGCGCUCACCCUCACUCUCUCUACACCAGCGAGUAGGCUGCCACGCCGCCCCGCCGCAGUCGAUCUUCGAACCCCCGAUUUUGUCACCGCUGAAGCCCAAUCCGCGUGUGGCGCUUUCAAUACGCGCUGUCCAAGCGGCGAGUGCACAUUCUUGAUUGCACACUCGGCUUAGCUGACAGGGUGCAGCAUCUUGAGCAGGCAAUUUGACAUGCGCAAGGUGACACCUUGAACAGCACACACGAUGUCGGGCAACGCAGCGGCACCACCAGAGAGAGGUCGACCUCGCAGUCGAGUCAGCUUCUCUUCCCCGCCACAGCCACAGACGCAGCUCGCUGCUGCAUCGCCAGAUGCUGAAGGCACCCAUGCAGCCUCUGCGCCACCUUCUCCAGCUUCGAGCGUGAGCAGCAGCACCACAAUUACACUGGGUAAACCUUUACCGUUUGUGGAGGAGAGAGGGCAGACAGAUUCUACUGGGGCGUUGCAAGCGACUGCAGGACAUGGUUCAGAUCAAGUAGGAUCUUCAACAUCUUCGUCUACAACUCCAUCCACGUCAUCCACGCUCACCAGUCGAUCGCUAGCGGCCCUGAGUGGCGCCAUGUCUCUCGGCCUCGGAAGCUCGGUCUCUAGCACUGCGGGCAAAGGUCACAAAGAAGCAGACCUGACGGGAAGCGACCAGUCGCUGGCAGCCUCGCAAAAGGGCAAGGCACCAGAGGGGCGCCCAAACAACCCUCGGCAAAGAUCCAAAGGGCAGAUGGAGAGGAGACGGGUUGCUGUUGGAGUCAGCGGCUCGUCGAACCCGAUCGCUACGACACUCCAAGCUUCUCCUGCGAUCGGCUCAGCUUUUGCUGCGCCCCCACUGCAAAGCGUUGGGUCCAGACACCGUGCACCUGCAACGAGCCAUGGCCAAACGCCAGCUGGACCCUCUCGCACAGCUCAAAGGCUAGGACUGGAGAGCGGACAACGCGGCCCGAGGUUGUCCGUGAGAUUACCCACGUCCGCAAGCCCUUCUGUACCUCCAACAUCAUCUUCAAGCUCGACGCGCGACACGCCGAGAAGGAGCGCAGAGGACGAGGAGCUGAAGCGACAGAUCCGACUUGUUUUGAGUUCUGCAGGUAAUGACGUGCCCAGCCUUGGUGCAGAUUCUCGUAGCGCGUGGUCUUCCAGCACGAAUCAAGACUCGACAACAAGCGCCAGCGCCCUGACAGCUUCUAGCCCUCCCACCUUCAUCGGUGGUCUCUACUUCACAGACUGCAUCUUCAUCGCUCUAGUGUAUGGACUCAACCUGCUCAGAACUUGUUCCAUUGCCGAGCUCGGAGACGUUGUCUGCCUCGGCAUCGUAUAUCUUUUCUUUAAGCUGCCACGAAACUUGGCGCGCAGGCGGACUUUGAAUCCCGACGCUGGCGAUGCGAUACGUCCCGGUGACCGCCCAGCGAAGUUGUCGGCUUUUCACCAUACCAUGCUGCUGCUUGUCCGAUUCAUGUGCGGCUGCUUCCCUCACCUCUUUCCUAGGAUCUUGUUUGCCGAGCAGACUAUCGGACCUUUCGUAUACUGGAGGACCGGAGGAGGCAGCGCGGAUCUGGUCAGAGCGUUCGAUGCUGGGCUGCAAUCGUCACCAAGCAAGGCGUCGAGGAAUGGGAAAGAGAAGGCGCAGCGAGAGGGAGAAAGUUUCAGCAGUCAUAGCCGGAGAAGGCUGGCAGCACCUGGAUUCAAAGCUUUUGAAUUCUCCACACGACCUCAAGCGAGCAGUCCACAAAAGUUGAACGCGGGCGCAUCGCCAACCACACUUUUCUAUCUCCACGGCGGCGGCUUCUCCCUAGGCAGCGUGGCAUUUUAUGCAGAGGCGCUGAUACGUCUCAGAAACAAGCUUUCCGCGUUGGAGACAGCUAAUUCGACGAGCGAUCAUGAAGCGAGGGUUGUUGCUGUGGAGUACUCGCUGUCUCCCACGUCGCUCUUUCCCGUUCAACUCCUUCAAUGCCUCAGGUGUUACGCUCACCUCAUCGAAAAGGAGGGUCAGGACGCGAGCCGGAUUUGCAUCGCUGGAGAUUCUGCGGGAGGCAAUUUGGCCAUGAGUCUGUUGCUCGUCUUGAGCGGAGCAGUCAAAGAAGAGAGGCUGAAUGAGAGAGACUGGACGCAGCUACCUCUGCCCGGCAAGGCGCUGUUGAUCAGCCCGUGGACCGACCUUCGUCCCCACUCAAGUCUAGCGCUCUCCGCUGACGUCCAACGUCGACGCCAAGUGAAGGGCUUCCACUGGGACUACGUUACUUCGCACGCCCUGCAACACUUUGCCCAAGUAUACACAGGCGCGCUGGACAGACCCAGGAGGGUCGCUGGUCCACUUGGCUACGUUGCGCGACUGUCCACUUUCGGUCAGCGGAUUGGACAGCCGACAUCUGCACGGCGAACUUCUAGUUCUGGCAGCUCGCCCGACUCCAAGCGAGGCAACGGCGGGGGACAUUCAAGAAGGAAAAUGCCCAAAAAUGGUCCAGCUGCCCAGCACAGCCUCGUCAGCACACUUGCAACGCCCAUCGUCGCACUCUCACGCUUGUUGCACACGAUGCUGAGUGAGCCUUUGUUCGUGUUGAUAGGCGCAGCGAACGGACAGGCACCUCAUUCUACCGAGCCGACCAUUGGCAUCCAUGACGAUCCAGAGGGCAGCGGACUUGACCCUCUCUUUCCAGCGGAUGAGAGGUCUUGCGACAUUGUCACGAGUUCGCAGGACCUUUCGCGACGUAUGGACGACCCCAAGAGCGCCUUCAUACAUCCAGAAGCGCGCGAUCUCCUCGAAAAUAAUCCGCUCAUCUCUCCUGCCAAGGCCGACUGGACGCUCGUACCGCCUCUGGAGGGAGGCAUGUACGUCACGUGGGGCAAACACGAGACGCUGGCUUAUGAUAUCCAGGAGUGGGUAUCGAGGGUCCGGGAUGGGUAUGCGAGCAGUCAUGCGGAUCAAGCUAGCGUUGUUCCGCAGGCGCCUGACCAGGACAAAGACGAGCUGAGCCCAGUCUUCAAGCAGACUGGACUAGCAGACACUGCGGAUUUGGCGCCCGGAAGCGCGAUGGACAUUGCUCGAUUGCAAGCUGAGCGCGCAGUGCAAAGCCACAUUGAGCGCGGAGCGGGCGGUGUGCAUGCCUGGCCGUUUGUAAACAUGUACCUUGCUUCAUCUCAUGCAGAACGCGAGCGAGGACUCGACCUGCUUGCGCAGUUCAUAGCAAACCCGUCGCCAAAGACGCCAGUGGCUCCCGAAGGACAAGGUCUGGCUUUGCACCUAGGAAGUCCAGCAUCCAGUCAUGAAUCAGUGCGGCUAGCUUCAUCAGAGAAGCCCAGCUUGGCCCAAUCUCUUGCGUCGAUGAGUGUGCCAGCUAAUACUGAUGCUGACGUGGAUCUGCAAGCUGCGACGGAUGUCGACCCCGUCACUGGCAUUCCGUUGUACUCGCCUGGCUCAAUGCCCAGCGACACGGGCGAGGGUUUGUUGUACUCUUCGGAGGACAACUCCAACUCCCAGUCGGACGGAGGUCUAGACGAAGACUCAAUGGAAGGCGACGACGGGAAUGGACACGGAGAGUCUCGCGAGGAUGAGGAAGAGGAAGGAUCUGACCUUUCUUCCGGGUUGCAGACUGGACCUGGAAGAUCUCGCGACGCGGCGCAAGGUGGCUCCGGAGACGUCUAUCUCAUGCCUGUCCACUUGUCUCGUCCUUCCGACAGCGGCUUAAGGAGCAGUGUAGUGGCCUCUGCUGCUCCUGUCAAUGCUUGGAUGGCGAGCUCCAGCUCAACAGGCGCCGCUGCCCUCCCCGAAGACCUGAAUCCGAGCUACUUUGGUCUGUCCCACUACUCCCAACCGAGAAUGCAUUCGACCACCUUGGGCCUGCACGAUCCCAAUAGAGACCCGAGAAUGGCGCGCAUCACACACCAUCCGGUGGAGCCGGAAGGUCUGUCAGACAUCGCUGAGGAGGAUUCGGUACUGUCGGGAAGCGUGAUGAGCGAUGGGUUUCAAGGUGGGCCUCCGGCGUCGAGUGCGCAACACUCUCUCUAUGCCCCUGCAUCGGGCACCACCAAUCCUGCUGCGCGUCAAGAUCUCAGACUGAAUACGCGCGCUGCUACACAUGGCAGGACACAGUCCCCGCCCUCGGAAGGAGAGCAAAGCGGAAUGGAGGUCGACUCGGCAGAGGAGGUCUUCUCCCCGAUCGAUAGUCCGGCCGGAGCUUUUAGCGAUGAGGAGAGCGAAACGGUUGGACAUGCUCGCGGGCCCAGCUCUUCCGCUUCGACGUCGGCAUGGAAGAGCAGCGCGGACCUUGCCCAGCCAUCGCUUUUGUCCGAGCAGCAAGAGAAUGCGCGGUCAGAGGAUGCGGUGGAGUUGCAGGGUGAACUUGAUGCUUCUACAAUUCGCUCUACGCCAAAAAAGAAAUCGAAGGCGGAUGUUUGGUGGUAAGGGUCUGUGGCUUCCCUUAGCUUUCUCGCUGUAGAUCGCAAUGUCAACCUUCCCUGCAAAGCAGAAACGCUGCUAUUGCUUCUCUUCUGCGCCCAUUCUCACGACUCUUUACGUACAGACCCGGACUAGACUCACCUGAACACUGUGCAAGACAUUUCCUCUGUUGUUCUUUCUACUACUGCAAUUGGUUUCACGAUUUGUG
Messenger RNA from Ceraceosorus guamensis, 4824 nucleotides. RefSeq names its product alpha/beta-hydrolase. Gene Ontology annotation, molecular function: hydrolase activity. Bases 441 to 4622 code for a protein of 1393 amino acids. The record is from RefSeq and is a predicted model, not a curated record. The transcript has 3 exons. NCBI's taxonomy places the organism in Eukaryota, Fungi, Basidiomycota, Exobasidiomycetes, Ceraceosorales, Ceraceosoraceae.